Molecule: messenger RNA, 2477 nt
Organism: Cricetulus griseus (Chinese hamster)
Lineage: Eukaryota; Metazoa; Chordata; Mammalia; Rodentia; Cricetidae
Source: RefSeq, a predicted model, not a curated record
GGGCCGGGACGGCAGGGGCGUGACCUUCAGAGUGAGGGGCGGAGCCUAUCCGCCCAGUCUGACCCCGACCAUACUGCCUAUCGACCCCCUAAGCACAUGGCGCGGCAUGUGUUCCUCACCGGGCCUCCAGGGGUUGGCAAAACAACCUUGAUCCAGAAAGCCAGUGAGGUCCUGCAGUCCUCUGGAGUGCCCAUAGAUGGAUUUUACACACAAGAAGUCAGGCAAGGAGGGAGGAGAAUAGGAUUUGAUGUCGUCACCCUGUCUGGCGCUCGGGGACCUCUGUCCAGAGUUGGGUCACAGCCUCCACCUGGAAAGCCUGAGUGCCGAGUGGGGCAGUAUGUGGUGGACCUGGCUUCUUUUGAGCAGUUGGCACUACCUGUCCUAAGAAAUGCAGGUCCCAGCCAUGGCCCCGGGCACAGUGUGUGCAUCAUUGAUGAGAUUGGGAAGAUGGAACUGUUCAGUCAGCCCUUCAUUCAGGCAGUCCGUCAGACGCUAUCCACACCAGGCACUGUUGUCCUUGGCACCAUCCCAGUCCCCAAAGGGAAGCCACUGGCCCUGGUGGAGGAGAUCAGGAACAGGCCUGAUGUGAAGGUGUUCAGUGUCACCAAGGAGAACAGAAAUAGCCUCUUGCCGGAUAUUGUGACCUGUGUGCAGAGCAGCAGGACCUGAAGCAGUCCCUGACAAGGUCCAGCUCUGCCUGCUGGUCACUGCCUGGCCAGGCUCUCUGUCAUCUUGUGAAUUGUAUGACUAGACCUCACCCUCUCACUGACAUGUAAUUGUCACAAACUGACACGCCCUUCAGCGACUACUACUCCGACAGAUGAGGGUCAGUGUCAGGGAGCAAGUACACAGAUCUCAGAUGCAAAUCCUGGCACUAUAAGGAACGUCGAUGAAGGGGCAUUGGGUCUCUAAUGGAUUCGGAUGUGGGUCCUGACUUGAGGAGUUCGUGUUGCAAAAGCACAUUGAUGUACAUGUUGCUCACAUGUAGGUCUGCCAGAAUGACAUGGUACGACAUGGUACGACAGGAUGAUGGAGCACCAGCUGGACAAAGACUGACGAUGCCCUUGCUGCCUCCCACUUAGCAGGUCAUACACGGGCCUCUCCUCACCCACUGGCUUGAAAAUCAUUUCUUUCUUGUCUCUGAAUGAAGGUAAUAAGCUCACGUGUGGAGGCAACAUGGCUUUUAAAUAGAUAACAGAGAAUCCCCCAGGCUCUCCUGGUAAAUGGAGAGGCUUCCAGGAAAAACUGCAAAUUCAUGGAAGGUUCUGGGAACAGUGAGGUGACCCUGUCCUCCUCCCACCAAGACUGGUGUUCAUAGAGGAUAGGGCUGACCAGUAUGUGCCACCUGUUCGUGCUGUGACACAGGGACUUGGCACAGAAUGACAUCAAGUGGGAAGUGGCUGCAUAAACAGACUGCACACCAUUUCAGAGGCAGAGACCCUGGAGCAGCCACUGAUUUUAAACAAGUGUGUGCCAGACAUGGAUACUACAGCACAUGGCAGGGUUUAUAGCUGGUACCUAAUUAGCCAUGAUAUACGCACAGCCAAGUGUUGCAGUUGUUAUAUUAUCUUUAGGAGAGAAAUGCUUUGGUUUAGUGUCAAAUGCAUUUAGACAGAUGUCAGCUGAACAUUUGAGCCACCCUGGCAGGAAGUGCCAUAGAGGCCUGUCUCAUAUUACCACCAGAGUGAGGAAGGCUUUAGGAUACAGGGAGGCCUACUGGGAGGACCUGGGCAACAUGUCUACAUAGAAGUCCUAUAAUUAAAUUCAAGUGUGUACAAAUCCCUCCCCCCAGGGCUCACAGAACCCUGCAGAAGAGGAAGCAGGAAGAGUGUAAGACCCAGAGGGCAUGGAGGACACCAAGAAAACAAGGUCAUCUAAAUCAACAUGAGCAAAAUUCCUAUGAACUCACAGAGACUGAGGCAGCAUGCACAGGGCCUGCACGGUUCUGCACCCUAACUCUACAUACAUAUUAUGGAUUUCCAUUUUAGUGUUUUCAUGGACUUCCUGGGUGUGUGAACAAGUGGGUCUAUGGCCUUUGUGCCUUCUCUCAGGCUCUUUCCUUCUGUUUUGUACAAUUCCUAUGUGUUUUUGUUUUAUUUUAUUUCAUUUUAUUAUCCCUUAGAAAGCUCUGGAUGAGAGGAGAGGUGGAGAGAAACGGAGAAGUAGGGAAGGGGAAACCAUAAUCAAGAUAUGUUAUGUAAUAAAACAUCUAUUUUCAAUAUUUAAAAAAAGACCAGAGAUGUAACUCAGCAGACAGAGGCUUGCCUAGCAUGAGGAAGCCUUGGGUUCCAUCCCCAGCACCACAUAAACUAGGCAUGGUGGUGCACACCUAUAAUCCCAGCAGUCAGGUGGACCCAGCACAAUCAGCAGUUUAAGGUCGUCCUUGGCUACCUUACAAGUCUGAGGUCUGCCGGGGCUACAUGAGACCCUAUCUCCUGCCCCCCUAAUUAUACAAUAAACAAAAAGUGAGGAUCACA